ACGAGUGCAGAUUGCUGUCAUCCGGUUCAUCCAGGGUGUGCUGAUCUGCAACGGCUUUCUGGCAGCGCUGACCUUUGUAGCCGGUUUCAUUGGCAAGUUUGUGCAGAAUGAAGGCAAACAAUCAGAGCACCUUCAGACCAUGGACGUCCUUCAGGAUAUCUCGCGCGGACUGCGAGGGCCAUUCGCCCUCGUGACCAUUAUAACGUGCAAGCAUCAUUUCCCUAAGCUCCACGCUGCAAGGAACCUUGUGCAGAAGAGACGUGAUACAGAUUUUACCAAUCUCGGCUUUUCCCUCUUGUUGGCGUCUCUGGGAAGCUUUGUUUUUUGGGACUUCAGUGAAUGGAUUAAAGAGGGUGACUUCUCCAUCGACAAUAUUACCGCCCAGUUCUCUAACUACAGUUCCACGUUUUCAAAGCUAGGAAUCACUUUAAUUCGCUGGAAGUUCUAUGUUGGAUGGUGCUGUAUUGGUCUGUUGCCGGGUGCUUAUUCGUUUUUGAUACAAACGCUAUUUUAUCUGCAUUGUCGUGAGCUGGAGAAAGGCGUUGAUGAAUACUACCAACAACUACAGGAACUUGCGAAUAUGUUGUGUCACAACAAAACUGUGCCUGGGCUGACACAGAAGAUUGAUGAGUUGUUGUCGAUGCGGAACCGGUUGUACGCUUUGACCGAAUGUAUCAACGAUGCUUUUCAGGGAACGGCUGGCGCACUGUUCUGCACCGAUGUGGCCGUUAUGCUGUUCAGUGCAGCACUGGUGCAAGUGCUAUCGUCAAACCCCAGUUACUGGCAGUUGACCGGUGUAGUACUGUAUGGAUUCUAUCUGAUUGCGUUUCAUUAUCCGUUAAUAAGCAUUUCGUUCAAGGUGCGAGAAUACGAAAAGGUCACUUGCUAUCUCUUGGAAAGAGGAAUUCAGAACAACAAUUUUUCCACGGCAGUCGAAGUAAAGAUGCAUCUGGAUGCUCUCAUACUGCACGAAAGCCAGUUAAAGUUCGACAUCUACGCUGGUGGAAUUUUCCCACUUAAUGGCGGCGCUAUUCUGAAGGCGUUCACCUUAAUUGCGACAAUCAGCAUUGCUGCCAAUGAGAUCACCAGUAAAGCCGACUCAUCCCCACAGAAUCUGUUACCUAACUGCGGCACUGCAUGAUCCUGACGUUCCCAACAAAUAUUAAUAACUUUUCUUUGUUUGAUGGUGCUGGCAGAGUUCUCUACCGGGAAUCAGAGUAGCACGAAAAAUAGUGCUUCAAAUAAUCCAACACUACGAGUGCAUACAUUGUGUAACCAAGGUUGGGGAACUGUUUUA
This is a messenger RNA of Paramacrobiotus metropolitanus, 1297 nucleotides long. RefSeq lists its product as uncharacterized. The coding region runs from base 140 to 1141 and encodes 333 amino acids. The transcript is spliced from 4 exons. The record is from RefSeq and is a predicted model, not a curated record. NCBI's taxonomy places the organism in Eukaryota, Metazoa, Tardigrada, Eutardigrada, Parachela, Macrobiotidae. Gene Ontology annotation, cellular component: membrane. Gene Ontology annotation, biological process: sensory perception of taste.